Molecule: messenger RNA, 2915 nt
Organism: Paralichthys olivaceus (Japanese flounder)
Lineage: Eukaryota; Metazoa; Chordata; Actinopteri; Pleuronectiformes; Paralichthyidae
Source: RefSeq, a predicted model, not a curated record
GUGUUUUGCGAGAGGGAAAACUCUUUAGAGAGAUCCAAAACCUCUCAGAAACCAACAGCCAACUCAGGAAUAAAGUGGAGGAGAUGGAGAGAUGGUGUAAGUCGCAACAACACCAGAUUUUUGAGCUCAAGCAGGAAAUGACCAACAGUACAGCUGAGCUCAAGCUACGACUAGCUCAGGCAGAAGACCGUCUGGAAACAGAGAAACGAAGGUCCAAGCAAGCCCUGAGGGACAUGGACAGUCUCCGACAGAAACAGGUGGAGCAUGUGAAUUGUCAUCUAGAGGAGAGUGAGAGAGCUCUGCAAGAACGCAUCUUCAAACUGGAGGGACAGCGGAUACAACUGGAGGAGGAGCUGAGUAAAGCUAAAGCAGUGUGUGUGACAGAGAGGGCCCAGGCAAAGGACGAGUUGGGAAGAAUGCGAGCUCAAGUGCGUUUGGAAGAGCAGGAACAUGUGGCAUCCCUACAAGAGAAGCAUCGCUCUGUGCAUUCCUCCCUGCAGGAGGUCCAGCUCCACUGCUCCCAGCAGAAGCAAACCAUCUCUGAGCUGCAGGCCAAGACCAGCCAACAGAGCAUCGAGGUGGAUGGACUGCGGCGCAGGAUAGAGGAGCUCCAGCAGGAGCUGGCAGGUAAGGACCAGGAGAAGGUGGCUGAGGUGAGCCAGGUCAGGGUGGAGCUGCAGGAGCAAAUUGGACAUUUGCAGGCAGAGAGGACAGUACAUAGAGGACUCAAAGAGAAGAUCUGUGCUUUGGAGAGAGAGAUUAAAGUUUUAAGCAGUAACCACAGAGAGGUGCUCCUUGACAAAGACAGUGAGAUGUCUUCCAUAUUGGAGAAGCUGCGGUUGAAGGAGGCAGAUAUCCGGAGGAUCAGGGAGGACGAGACAAACAGAGCAAGCUACCUGCAGAGUGCCAUCCUCACCUACGUUCAGGGCUCGACUCUGAGACACUGCAGCAGCUCCAAGAAAUGACACACAUAACUCAAUACCUCAACUGUGUUCUCUAAGCCCUCACUGGGAUGAUGCCCUGAAUUUGCAAUGUUUUAAUAGUGAUGAUACAUGAGUUAAGGCGCUGCUCAGUGGGACUUGUCCACAACAAAAUGUACAUAUACAGCCAAGAAAUUAAGGUCUUUAAUAGUCUUACUUAUAACUGGUGAAACUUUUGUGUCCUGUUUUGCGCCUCAUCAAUUCUUAAGAUUGAACUGUUAUUGCUACAUUCCACUAAUAGCCUCCAUCCUUAAAGGGAUAGUUCACUGAAAAAUGAAAAUUAAUUCAUUAUCUACUCACCACUAUAUCGAUGGAUCACUGUUUUUGGUAGAAAUUAUAUUUCCACAUGGCAAAUAAUUUACUAGUAGGUGUAGUAGAGUAAUAGAAAACCAACAGACCCAACAGUCAUGACAUGCAGGCUGCUGAUUCUGUGUAAUUCAAUCAUUAAUUUAAAGGGGUGUGUUCAAAAUAAUAGUAGUGUGGAGUUCAAUGAGUGAGGUCAUUCAUUCUGUGAAAAAACAGGUGUCAAAUAGGUAGUCUCAUUUAAGGACGAAGGCAGCAAAUGUUGUACAUGCUGGUUAUAGUGCAUUUCUCUCUGAAAAUUGGAGUAAACUGGGUUGGUCCAGCCAUUGUUCAGAAGAACAGUGUACUUUGAUUAAAAAGUAUAAAGAAGUGCAGAAAAUUAUAGGCUGCUCAGCUAAAAUGAUCUCAAAUGCUUUAAAAUGGCAACCAAAAUCAGAAAGAUGUGGAAGAAAACGCAAAACUACCAUUCAAAUGGAUCGAAGAAUAGCCAAAAUGGCAAAGACUCAGCCAAUGAUCAGCUCCAGGAUGAUCAAAAAGGUCUAAAGUUACCUGUAAGUACUGUAACAAUUAGAAGAUGCCUAUGUGAAGCCAAGCUAUCGGCAAGAAGCCUCCACAAAGUUCCAUUGUUGAAAAAUGUGCUGAAGAGGUUACAAUUUUCCAAAGAACACAGUGACUGGCCUAAAGGGAAAUGGCGCAACAUUUUUUGGACUGAUGAAAGCAAGAUUGUUCUUUUUGGGUCUAGGGGCCGCAGACAGUUUGUCAGAUGAUCCCCAAACACUGAAUUCAAGCCACAGUACACGACAGUACAAGACAGUGAAGCAUGGUGGUGCAAGCAUCAUGAUAUGACAGGUCUAUUUAUCACAUACCAGGGAUCAUGGAUCAGUUUGAAUACAUAAAAAUACUUGAAAAGGUCAUGUUGCCUUAUGCUGAGGAGGAGAUGUCGAGAUGUCCUUGAAAUGGGUGUUUCAAUAAGACAAUGACCCCAAACACACCAGUAAGCAAGCAGCAUCUUGGUUCCAGACCAACAAGAUUAACUUUAUAGAGUGGCCAGCCCAAUCCCCGGACCUUAAUCCAAUACAAAACUUGUGGAGUGACAUUAAAAAUGCUGUUUCUGAAGCGAAACCAACAAAUGCAGAGGAAUUGUGGAAUGUAGUCCAAUCGUCCUGGGCUGGAAUACCUAUUCACAGGUGCCAGAAGUUGGUUGACUCCAUGCAACACAGAUGUGAAGCAUUUCUCAGAAACAGUGGUUAUACAACUAAAUAUUAGUUCAGUGAUUGACAGGAAAGCUAAAUCUUCAAGCAUUUUUCAGUUUGUACAGUAAAUGUUUGAGUUUUUAAAGAAAAAUCCACAGCUAUUUUUUUCAACAGCCUAGUAUUCCUUUUUCUUCACUUUCUGUAAAGUAAUAACAAAUUUGAUAAAUGUUUCUUCAUGUUUUGAUUUGGAAUAGAAUGUGCAUUGUUCCCAAUGCAUUUGUGUGUAUGGAAAUAAAAGCUAUUAUAAGGAUUUUGAGCUGUACUCACACACGCUAUUAUUUUGAACACAACUGUAUGUAAACUCAGGGGUAAACAUUGUUGCAGCCAAAUCCAAUACAAUUGAAGUAAUUGGUGAUCAAUUUUUCAAAUGUAAAUAGAC